This is a messenger RNA of Echinostoma caproni, 318 nucleotides long. The record is from the annotation of a GenBank genome assembly. NCBI's taxonomy places the organism in Eukaryota, Metazoa, Platyhelminthes, Trematoda, Plagiorchiida, Echinostomatidae.
CUCCUGUGCAAUGGCGUACUUCCCAAAUGGAUCAAUUUGCUAGCCAAAUUCGCUGCCGGUGUUCCCUUCAUUGAAUCUAUGCUUCCGGCCCACUGGGUUAGGCCUGCACUGCUGUACGAGUCCGAUUUCGAAGGUUUGAUGAAAUCCUGUGAAACCGAAAGUUCGGAAUUUUUCGACAAAGAUUCAACACAUUCCACAAAUUCAAACUUAUCUAAUGUCGGAUCAGCUUCGCAUUCUAUGUCUCACACUGUUCCGUCUUGUCCUCUUGCCAACGGAUCUUUGGCUUCCACUAGCAAGAGCAAUAAACGGCAACCUUGA